UGUUAAUAUAUGCAAAUACAGCCGAAGUGACUAUAAAAGUUUACAUUUACGUAUCUUGGGUUCUCAGUACUUCGGCGGUUUUCAAAAUGUUAAGACCGGUUAUUUUUCUGUUGCUAGUAACGGCUGUUUACUCGCAGCUCAGAUGGCGCUUACUUUCAGCGACCAAUGACUCAGACUUGUUUCCUAAGCCUCGGAGAGAUUCGUCCAUCGGAUUUGACCGAAAGCAUAAUCGUUUGAUUAUUUUCGGUGGUAGAGCGGGUUCAGACAACUUUAGAGAUACAUGGGCCUUUGAUUUAAGUUCUAACGAAUGGAAAGAAUUAACAACGGGAGGCUCCAUCCCUGAGAAACGCUUUAGUAUGGUGUACGGCGCUGAUAAUGGAAGAAGUACUUUCUACGUAUCGACCGGAGAAUAUUCCGGAGAGGGUGAUUCUUCGAAACGCCGUUUCUUCGAUGAUAUUUUAGAGUUUGAUUUAAACACAGAACAGUGGAAGAGGCUCAGUGAUGGCUCUAACAUAAAACCUCAAGAACGAUACGGAUCUGCCGGAGGAAUAUUUGACGACGGCAAAGGUGUUAACGGAUUUUACAUCACGCAUGGUUUCUCUGGCACUCGAUACUCCAACACUCUUAAGUUUGACCUAGACAAAAACCAAUGGGAGGAGAAGUUUUCCGGCUCAAAUAACUACAAUCCAAAUUAUCCACACGCAAGAUGCUUACACACAGGAACACUGACAAACCCAGAUGAGCUGGUAAUGUAUGGAGGAUGUCUUGGAGGUGGGAUGACAGGUGGUUCAUGUCCUUCCAAAGAUAACUGGAAAUUUGAUGCAACCAAAACAGAAUGGACUCGCCUGGAGGAAUGUUCAACACCCCGGAUGUAUUCUGCAAUGGCCAUGUUGCCACCACUGAAUGGUAGUGAACGUAGAGCGGUGUUGUAUGCUGGGCAGGAAACGAGCAAAUCUGUGUUGGUGACGCCACGUUACAAGGCGAAUGAGAUUGCUGUCUUUAAUCCUGAUACAAAUAAGUGGGAAAGAAAAACAGUGGAGGGUACUUCACCAGCAAGAAGAGUUGGUCAUGUUAUGACGACGACUGAUAACGGGAUUGUGUUGUUUAGCGGUUCGGGAUCCGACGGUGAAGGUUUAUUAAACGACAUCUGGCUUUUGGAGGGAACAGCAGCUGAGGCUGAUAAAAACCCAUCUGCUGGUGAAUGUGGUUCGUCAGAUUUCAACCUAGUGGCGCUGCAUGGUAUUUUUAUGUUCAUUGGUUGGGGAGUGCUUCUCCAGGCUGGAGCCUUCAUUGCACGUUACUUUAGGCACAAGGACCCUUGGUGGUUCAAGAUGCAUCGUGGUCUUCAGGUGUCAGGAUUAUUAUUGACGAUUGCUGGCCUCAUCUGCGCCUUUAUUUCAGUCCCGUUUGAUCAUCUGAAGUUCGCUCACGGUGCACUAGGCAUAAUAAUUAUGAUCAUUGGCGUGGCACAACCUUUGAAUGCCGCUGUGCGUCCUCACAAACAUCCGGAUGGCUCAAGAUCAACUGGCCGAUUCAUUUGGGAGUUAGUACACAAAAAUAUCGGUCGUCUUGGUCUCAUUCUGGCCCUGAUUAACAUCUCUCUGGGACUCCUUCUUGCUGUGGCCCCCGUUGCCGCAUGGGCCGUUUGGUUCGCUCUCCUGGGCACCUUUGUAAUCGCGUACCUUGUGAUGGAGUUCCGUCUCAGGCUGAGUCAGAGGAGUUCGAAGACUGUGGCCAUCCCAAUGAAAUAGACCUUCACGACAAUGGAGGGACAUAGCUAAGGCAAAAAACAAAAGCAACGCGAAUACUUAAUCAGCCUUGAGGACCGGUUAUUAUUUAAGACUUGAAAAGCUGAAAGGGAGGGGGGGUGGGAUUUGGGUAUUUGGCUGUCUCGAUAAAAUUAUAUUAAAGGCUCUGUAAUGUUCUUAUGAUCUCCCCACCUCCCCCCUCCCCCCUCUUUUAUUGGCAGUUAAUCAGCAGUCAAUUUUCUUAAGUCCCCCUUUAUACUCUGUUCGUCACUUGGUCCCGCAAAAAAUCUUCCACCCCAGUCCCCUCAGGCGAUAGAUAAUGAGUGUUCACUCAGUAUUUUAAGACGAUGCCUUCUCGUCAUCAUUUGUGAAGAGACUGGAGCUUACUUGCAACUGACGUAGGGAUGUUGCACAAUGUAAAGUAAUGUGUAAAUGUACUUUUAUACAUGAUUUUAAUCAUAAACUCGUUCGUAGGAUGGGAUGUAUAAGGUUUGCUUCAGUACAAGGUCACUUAGAGAAUUUCUUUUUUUGUGGUUAUGCGUAUUUUAUCAUAUUUAUACAUCUUAUUUUGUGCAGUAGAAAUGUUAUAAUUUAAAUAAUUCAGAAUCAUACCUGAUAACCGAUAUACACGCGGUCAUUCAACCAAAUAUGCUUGGUGUGUUUUAAAGGAUGGCUCCAUUAGAGAGCACACACACAAUGAAAAUUUAAUUUGAAUCAUUCUUCAAACUUGCCUGUUGGCCGAAGGUUGGCCAAUUUAGCGCAACUCAAAUGAAAGCAAUGUUAAAAAUAAAAGAUUAUGAAUUUUUUUCCUCAUAA
Stylophora pistillata is the source of this 2564-nucleotide messenger RNA. RefSeq names its product RING finger protein B. Lineage: Eukaryota; Metazoa; Cnidaria; Anthozoa; Scleractinia; Pocilloporidae. The record is from RefSeq and is a predicted model, not a curated record. Gene Ontology annotation, molecular function: protein binding.